UGGAUCGAUCCUUUCUUGGUAUAAAUAUUCAGUACAUGUAUCAAGAUUCUAUAGUUUUACAAACUCUGGCAGUUAAAGAGUUAACAGAACGCCACACAGGUGACUACAUAAGUAAUAUAAUAUUGGAAUUAUGUAAUUCCUUCGAAAUAAAACCAAGUCAGAUUUAUACCAUUACAACGGAUAAUGGUUCUAAUAUGAUUAAGGCCAUUAAAUCGUUGGCAACAAGUAACGGAGACUUGGAAAUUGUUGAAAUGGAUGAAGAUGAAGCUCAAGAUUUGGAAAUAGACGAUGAAGCACAAGAAUCCUUACUAAAUUCAUUUCCUGAUGAUGAUAUACUCAAUUUAACUAAUCUUUUGCAACCACAAGAAGGUGAUCCGUUUCCAUCCCAUUUAAACUACCAUGUAUUUAUUACGGGUAUGCGUUGUGCGGCUCAUACCCUUCAACUUGCAGUAGAAGGAGCAUUAAGUAAAGAUAAAUCUGUAGCUGCCUUAAUUCUAAAAGCAAGGCACAUAAUUAAAAAACUUAGAACUCAAACAUAUUUGUAUAUGAUUAAAAAACAGAAUUUAAAAAAACCUGUAAUUGACUGUGUAACAAGAUGGGGGUCAACUAUGAAGAUGUUGGAAAGUUUGCUAGAUUUAAAAGAAUUUUGCUUGGAAAUGUCAAUUACAUCAAGUGAUAAAUUUGAAAAUUUUUCCGAAUUAGAGUGGACAAAAGUUAAUCAUAUUUGCCAAGCAUUGCUACCUGCCUAUAUAUGUACAAAAAAGCUCCAACGUGAGCAACUCACACUAAGCGACUUUUAUGGUUAUUGGCUUGAAUGUAAAAUGGAAACCAAUAAAAUUAACUCAACUUUUUCAAAUAUAAUAGUGUCUAAUAUGAAUGUUCGUGAAAAAGAUCUGCUUGGAAAUAACGUAAUUUUAGCUGCUAUUUUCCUUGACCCUAGAUAUAAAAUUAUGUUAGAUAAGGAGCAAUGCAAAAAAGCAAAGAGUCACUUGAAGGAAGUAUGGUAUCAUUUGCUUAUGUAUAAGGAAGCUAUUGUUCCUUCAAUAGCUGCAGAAAGUUCAACUGACACUGACACGUCGGCGGUUGAUGAUUUCGAGGAACUAUUAAAGGAAAAGGAAAGGCAAGUUGCUGUACGAAAGUCACUGCAUCCUACGAGUAUUAAAUCAGGCGGAUCCAAAUCAGUACAAGAGGAACAACAAAAACCAAUUGAUUGUCUUCUAAACAAUUACGAAUGCGAGCAACCUAGAAUAAACAGGAAGAGUGAUGUGUUGAAAUUUUGGAGUAUGAAUAAACACUCGCAUCCUGAAUUGUACAUUUUGGCACAUAUUGUACUUGCAUUUCCUGCAACGCAGAAACAAGGUUAA
This is a messenger RNA of Photinus pyralis (common eastern firefly), 1364 nucleotides long. RefSeq lists its product as uncharacterized. Lineage: Eukaryota; Metazoa; Arthropoda; Insecta; Coleoptera; Lampyridae. The transcript is spliced from 4 exons. Gene Ontology annotation, molecular function: protein dimerization activity. Bases 36 to 1364 code for a protein of 442 amino acids. The record is from RefSeq and is a predicted model, not a curated record.